CCUUCACCGGUCGGUUUUGUGAAGUGAAUGUCGAUGACUGUGAGGGGCACCAAUGUCAGAACGGUGGCACCUGUGUGGACCGGGUCAGCAGCUACGAUUGUAAAUGUCCCUCCACCUGGACUGGCCGGUACUGCACCGAGGACGUGGAUGAGUGCCAGCUGCAGCCUAACCUGUGCCAGAACGGGGGCACAUGCACCAACGUGGACGGUGGCUACGGCUGCAUCUGCGUCAACGGCUGGUCCGGCCAGGACUGCGGCGAGAACAUCAACGACUGCACCGAGACCUCCUGUGCGCACGGUGCCACCUGCCAUGACAAGGUGGCAAACUUUGUGUGCGAGUGCCCGCCAGGUAAAAAAGGCCUGUUCUGCCAACUGGACGAUCCGUGUAUCAAUAACCCGUGCCACGCGAAUGCGGUCUGCGAGAUGAACCCCCUGACAGGGGAGGCCAUGUGCGAGUGCCCGCUUGGAUUCACGGGGCAGUCAUGCAAGCACGACAUUAACGAGUGCUCGAUGGAUGCUAAUCCCUGUGAACUGAAUGGGCACUGCGUGAACACAGUGGGCUCCUUCGAGUGCCACUGCCUGGCAGGAUACACGGGCGCCCGAUGCGAGCUGGACAUCAACGAGUGCCGGUCGAAUCCGUGCCGGAAUGAAGCCACGUGCCUGGACCAGAUCGGCGGGUUCAAGUGCAUCUGCAUGGCAG
Molecule: messenger RNA, 699 nt
Organism: Chiloscyllium plagiosum (whitespotted bambooshark)
Lineage: Eukaryota; Metazoa; Chordata; Chondrichthyes; Orectolobiformes; Hemiscylliidae
Source: RefSeq, a predicted model, not a curated record